Messenger RNA from Amoebophrya sp. A120, 4499 nucleotides. NCBI's taxonomy places the organism in Eukaryota, Dinophyceae, Syndiniales, Amoebophryaceae. The record is from the annotation of a GenBank genome assembly.
AAAGACCUUUUUCAGUGGUGUGAAACGUCGAUUUUUCCCCAGAAGCAGCUCUCGCCGACACAGGCCCGCCGAUGAGCGCCAGAUCUUCGAGCCCUGUCGCGAACGCCGGCGCCGCGAGCGAAGGCGGAAGUUCCUCGGGAUCGAAGCACUCCUCAGUGAGAAGAUGCAAAAUUUGCGACUCGAUGUGGAUAGUACCUCCGAUGGGCGGAAGAUGAUAAACGCGACCAGUUCAUCAACAUCCGAUGAAAAUACGUGCUGCAUUUGCCACGACUCCAUGACGAGAGCCGACAGCGCGUUCUUCUGGAAUUGCGGACACCGGCUGCACGCAGCGUGUCUGGACAGCUGGAUCACGAAGGGGGCCGUGACCCCAGAGCAAGCGAAGCAGUGUGUUCGUUGCACGCAGCCAUUCUCUGAGGUCAGCUUCGACGCGGUCUGGCUGAAAUCUCUGUUCGAGGGGUUUUUGCCCUAUCGAGCCGCGGUGAAGAAUUCGCGCUGGUUCAACCGCGAUGAUAUCAGUUUGGUGGAGCGAGUUGCCGGUAGCGUGCCGAUGCCGAGCGACGGAGGCAACAUGAAGGCGAGAGAAGAUGAUGAGCACCAAGGCUCAGGCGAGGAGGAGGAGGACGACGAAGCCACAAGAAGGACAUUGCUCGACACAGUAUUUACUCGCCACAGCAAGCUGUUCAAAACGCUCAUGUGGCUCACGCUCGACAUUUUCCUCGUCGAAACGCUGCGCCGUGUGAAGUCAGAAGCGGUGGACGAUCUUGUUCUUGCAGCCUUGCUUACCCCGGUAUGCAAAACGGGAGAACUGAAAACACUGCCAAAAUCCGUCCAGGACCUUGUGAAAGAGUUCGGGCAGCGGCUGUUGCACCAGGAUAAAGGAGCUGCUGCGCAGACGCAAACGGGUGACGGCAAACGUAGUCAAGGUAGCGAAAAUACAGCAGACCAGAACCUCUUGCCAUCGAAAAUUCGCGACUUGCUCGAAGCUAACAAGCAGCAUGCAACGCAUCAGGAAAAGAAACAAAGGAUGUGGCUCCUUGCCAGGUUCGAGCGGGAUUUGCUAAAAAGACUGCAUAUCGCAUACAAAACAACCCAGUCUGAGCUAUUGAACACGCAAGAGAACAAAGCACUCUUCGCGAAAGAUUGGCAGAUGCUCAACCUUCUAAGCAAGUGCAGAAAGGACGAUGACGGAACCGAAAUGGAAGGACACCGGCAACCUCAUUCGCGCACGAAUCAACAGUUGAACCAGCCCAAGAACGACUGCGCCAGAAAAACUCGCGAGUUUGUCGCCAAUGCCUUCGAAAGCUUCGCAAACACGGUGGGUCUCGCGGUCAUGCCGCCCCGACACCGCAACCUCUGGGAGGCGCUCUCGCGGGGGGAUUCGCUGCGAACUGUCUUGAUCCGGCAAGCGACCUUUCUCGGCGGCUGCUACGGGUGGCUCGGGAUUUUGAGUUUGCUUUCGCACUACAUUUGGUUUAUCGGCGCGGAAUCCGUUUCCAAAGACCACAAGUGGGAAAGUCCGUUCUUUUCGGAAAGGCUGCCAGAUCCAGAUUUGGUAAUUUUCUUCACCAGAAAAUUAGUCGAAAUACUCCGUCUCUUGCCGAACGACACCUAUGCGCUUUUCGCCGGAACCGACGUCAUCCCAGAGGGAAUGGCUCAUUGGUGGCUGCUCCACCGCCAACUCCGCUUCAUCCAGAGGGCCGCCGCCCACGCUUGGAAGCUGGACGAUGGGACUGUCAGCCGCGAGACCCUCGCGGUGAUCGAAGCGCAGCAUUUUACUAAUCCAGAUGACGUGGAUAAGCACGCGGACAUUUUUCUCAUGCUCUUCAACUAUCAAAUGUAAAAAUGUCUGGGUCUGGAAGAGUGCAUGUUUGUCAUGCUUGUCUGGCACGACCCCAAUCUGUCAUGCACGUUACCCAAGAGCCGCAUUUUUCUGUCAUGCGGAGACGCAGUUUGUCAUGCAGAAUAGGCAACACCUAGAAGCUCAGAAAUUUGUCAUGUUGAGCCAGCACUUGUAGCCUCCUCAUGCUACGCCACUCAGCAUCACAAGUUUCCAGACCCAGACAUUUUUGCAUUUGAUAUCAACCGCCGGCGCGCGAUCGCGGGGAGUUUGACGGUGGUGUUGCUGAUGUUCUCCUGGUGCUUGUCCCUCGCGGGCACCUAUUGAGAGGAAAAAUCCCCCCUCCCCAUAUCAAAACGAUGUUUCUGAUGCUGGAUUUCCGUACACAAAUCAGAGCUGUCUUGCAGUAGAGGACUGCAGGCAUAUGCCGUGCCUGAGUACAGAGCUUCUGACGUGGACGCUUAGCAUCACAAAUAUCUAUGCUUUAGCCCAGAUAGCAUCACAAACCGUCCGUAUAAUGCGGCGGCGACUGUAGAAUUGCCUUCUUGCAAGACAAAAAGAUUUGUGGUCACAAAUCAGCAUUACUUACAAUUUUUAUUCUGAGAAGUAGCUUUUUGAUAUGGGGAGGGGGGAUUUUUCCUUACGAUAGCACCGCGGUUUCGGUCAGCCUCUGGUACGCAGCACAGGAGGUGCGAAGGAUAGUUCUAGCGCCGGAGACAGAUGAUAAUGAUGUUUUGCGACGUCAACAUGAACGCCGCGCUGCAGGAGCAUCAUCUGAGCAGGACAAAGAUGACGAAGAGGAAGAACUUGUCGCAGGUAAUUCCUAUCCCUAUACGAGCGACAGCGAGGUCGAGGAGGCACUGCGGCACCACCCGGAGUGGACGCGGCUGGUGGAGGAGGACGAGGGCCGCGGGAGAAGAACCCUCGGAGCUUCAUCUUUUUCGAGUAGAAACGAUGACUGCGCAACAUCCUCUUGCAGAACUGAUAGCAACGAUUCGGAGGCGGAACUGCGAAGAAAGCGAGAGAAGCGAAGGCGCAAAAACUUGCUUCGACAUCGAAGAGAUGACGCCCGGGAAGGUGCGAAUAAAAAUGUGAUCGAGCCGUCUCGGCAAGUCGUGGAGCGGCUCGAGAGACUAGUGUUGGAAUCUUUAGCGGAUCUCCAGGCCAUAGGUGCCUGCGUAGUUCUUGACGAGGAAAAAAUGCGCGGCGCAGCGCGAGAGGAGCAGCAGCAGCAGGAAAUACCAGAUCAGCAAGGACAAAAACCAGCAACUGUUGCAACGCCGGCGCCCUCUUCCGGCACAAAGACAACCGGCGAAGAUCCUCUCUCUGGCGCACCGAUAACAAGAGGACCGCUUGAGCACGACUCGUGCGCGCUCUUUCAACAGCUGCGGGCUGGCCGAGGACAAGCACAUGACUUUGUGCACGUGCCGGGCAAAGGGUUCUUUUCGCCGAAAAUUAAAAGUCUCAACCGCUCGGAGGAAAAGGUGGUGGACAAACGCAAUAAAUGCAUCUCGAGAGCUUCGACGAGUACAUCAACUGGGGUGCUGCACGACACGGCCGGUACGGGUAGAGGUGCCACGCCGGGCGCAGCAUCUUCUUCUUCGACAGCCCCGGUGAGCGCCAGCCAGGGUGAUCGAGCCCCCGUUCUUGAAGACCAAUCCUCGGUUUUGGCGGCUGCUGCGACCUCCAGUGCUGUCGAGCGGCGCAAAAACCCACGAGGGGAACCUACUGGUGCUGUACCGACGACAAAAACUACUAGCAAAACGUCGAGGUCGAGAACCAAAAGGCAGCAGCAAAUCCAUGCUGGCAGCAGGCUUUUGCUGGAAGAAGUGCUCGAGGACAAUGAAUGUUGUGGAGGUGCUGGAGCAUGUACGACAUCUACUGCAAAUUCGGACGUGGGUCCACUUCAACGUGAUCGGCUUCUGAAGGAUCCGCACGUCCGCAGCUUCCUCCUAGGGCCCACGACUGGGGGCACCACCAGCUGCAGAAAUGACCUGGAGUCCUGUGAUUUAAUGCAAAAAAUGGUGAAGGCCUUGGACGAAAGACUUUGCAGGAUUCUGGAAAUCUAUCAAGAAGAGAUGCAAUAAUUCAUCGGUAGCGCGCAGCUUGAGCAUAUGCAGUGAUCUUUCCGUUUUGACAGAUGAUAGACGAUUCCCUAGAUGGUAAACAACAUUCAACAGUAAUUGACCCUCGCAAAACUGCAUAAAAAAAGAAAGAACUGCUUGUACACGUAAUUCUUGCAGAGGGUGCCAAUUCUACCUUGACUUUCUGGCUAGCCUGAUCAUGCCUUUUUUACAUUCAUUUUGGUGAACAACCUUCUUUGCCACUCUUAGGGUGCCACUACCGGAAUUUUUUCCGUGUAUGAUUUUCUGAAAUGUACUAUGUAUAGUAAACUGUUAAUAUGCACUACUCAUUUUCAUCUGAGAAUAAAGCCUAUUCGCAGUGAUAAUAAAAUGAAAAGUCGAUUGCAUUGUCUGACAAAUUGACCCGAGAGAGGAAGACUUUUUCGUUGGCAAGACGAAACCUGUCGGCGCUACGCUGCAUACUUCAAGAGCAACAAAGACGCCUGUCUUUUGAACUUGAUUCCGUGCCUGCAGCUAGGUGCCUGCUCAAAUAAAAUCUGAUUACGAUGUUGUUGCGCAACAUCAUAGCAGAAGCAGCC